Molecule: messenger RNA, 471 nt
Organism: Sporothrix schenckii 1099-18
Lineage: Eukaryota; Fungi; Ascomycota; Sordariomycetes; Ophiostomatales; Ophiostomataceae
Exons: 2
Coding region: 1-471 (156 amino acids)
Source: RefSeq, a predicted model, not a curated record
AUGGCCUCCGACCGCCAUCGCUCUUUUUUCUCGAAUUCAGCGUCGGAUAUCGGCUCACGUUCGAGGGCGACGUCGAAAAAUGCCGCUCGGUCUAGUCUUCCGUGCGUGUCUACGGGUGCCGUUUCCGCUGGCCACUGUUGCAUGUCCUACGUUCUCCUCGAGGAAUUCUUGCGACACCCCGCGCGUGAAGAGCAUUUAUGCGAUUUUCGUACAAACGCGCUGUGUUACGCCAGUCACAGAGACAAGCGAGUCCUUCCGUCACCAAAACAGAAGUUCAUGAUCCAAAAGAAAAUACUGAAGACGAACCAGUUGACCAUUGCGCUGCUGCAUCCUGUCGUACCACGUGAAAGCCAGCAGCUGCAUGCUAAUAUGUUUGUUUGUUCGACCGCUCGGCGGAGUGCAACCCAUCUCGCUUCUGAUGACCACUUCUUAACAGGGCAAGGAACAGCCAUCCCAUAUGCGACAUCAUGA